Molecule: messenger RNA, 182 nt
Organism: Entrophospora candida
Lineage: Eukaryota; Fungi; Glomeromycota; Glomeromycetes; Entrophosporales; Entrophosporaceae
Source: the annotation of a GenBank genome assembly
UAAAUUUUGUUAUCGAUCCCGAGUGUAUAUUUAAUGAGUUUUUGAAAUUAUCAGAAAGUUCACCAUCAAUAUUUUUUAAUGAUGAACAGUUGAUUGAUACAAGUAUAACGUUGAGUAAUCGUUAUACUCGAAUAUUUCUUUUAAUACUUCCGGUGGAAGUAAUUGUUGAGUCGAAAAUCUAA